This is a messenger RNA of Anolis sagrei ordinatus, 4224 nucleotides long. It is a transcript of the gene CASQ1, whose product is annotated as calsequestrin 1. The record is from RefSeq and is a predicted model, not a curated record. NCBI's taxonomy places the organism in Eukaryota, Metazoa, Chordata, Lepidosauria, Squamata, Anolidae. Gene Ontology annotation, biological process: regulation of skeletal muscle contraction by regulation of release of sequestered calcium ion. Gene Ontology annotation, molecular function: calcium ion binding. Gene Ontology annotation, cellular component: sarcoplasmic reticulum lumen; Z disc.
CCUCCCCCUCCGGCUCUUUUAUGGCUUUUCGCCUUGGCUUUGGGAGCUCAGCACCCCUCCGAGUAGUUGUCACCACCCUUGACAACCUGGUGGGGCCCCCAUCCGCUGCCACCUCCUCCUGCUCCUCCUCCCCACUGUGUCAGCAAAGAGUCCAGGCGCCUCCAGUUCGGGCUCCCUCACCCUGCCAGCUGUCACCUUAAAGGGAGGCAGGAGCCAAGGAGGAGAAGAAAGCAAGAAGAAGGAGAAGAGGGCAAGUGGAGGGCGACAGGUCUCUCUCUCUGCCUCCAGGGCCACCCUUUCGGGGAGAAGAGGACCGCCACUGGACUCUUGGGGCACCCCUUCCUCUCCUUGCCUUCUUCUUGCCUUCCCCACCCUUGGCAGCUUUCGAUCAAGAGGGCAGAAGAAGCCCAAACCCAACCAGGUCAGGAUGAGGUGCUUCGACCUGGUGUGGGCAGCACUGCUGCUGGCCGUGGCCUGUGGCCCUGUUACUCGGGGCGAGGAGGGGCUGGAUUUCCCCGAAUAUGACGGGGUGGACCGGGUCGUCGACAUCAACGCCAAGAACUACAAGGCCAUUCUGAAGAAGUAUGACAUCCUGGCCCUGCUCUACCACGAUCCGGUGGGGGAUGACAGGGCCUCCCAGAAGCAGUUUGAGCUGGAGGAGCUGAUUCUGGAGUUAGCCGCCCAAGUCCUGGAAGAUAAAGGGAUCGGGUUCGGCCUGGUGGACUCGGAAAAGGAUGCCGCAGUGGCCAAGAAACUAGGUCUGGCGGAGGAAGACAGCAUCUACGUCUUCAAGGAUGAUGAAAUCAUUGAGUACGAUGGGGAGUUUUCGGCCGACACUUUGGUGGAGUUCCUCCUGGAUGUUAUGGAGGAUCCCAUUGAGUUCAUUGAGGGCGAUCACGAACUCCAGGCCUUUGAGAACAUUGACGAGGAGCCCAAACUUAUUGGAUACUUCAAGAGCGAGGACUCUGAACAUUACAAGGCCUACAUUGAUGCCGCCGAGGAGUUCCAUCCUUACAUCCCCUUCUUUGCCACCUUUGACAGCAAGGUUGCAAAGAAACUCUCCCUCAAGCUGAACGAGAUUGACUACUAUGAGCCAUUCAUGGAGGAGCCCAUCACCAUCCCAGACAAACCAAACAGCGAGGAGGAAAUUCUCCAGUUCAUGGAAGAACAUAAGAGGCCAACACUGAGGAAACUCCAGCCAGACAGCAUGUAUGAAACCUGGGAAGACGACAUCGAUGGGAUUCACAUUGUUGCUUUUGCAGAGGAAGAUGACCCCGAUGGUUAUGAGUUCCUGGAGAUCUUGAAGGACGUGGCCCAAGACAACACGGACAAUCCAGACCUCAGCAUCAUUUGGGUCGAUCCGGAGGAGUUCCCACUGCUGAUCCCCUACUGGGAGAAGACUUUUGACAUUGACUUGUCCAGGCCUCAGAUUGGUAUUGUCAAUGUAACAGAUGCCGACAGUAUAUGGUUGGAGAUGGACGAUGAAGAUGACCUCCCCACCACAGAGGAGCUCGAAGACUGGAUAGAGGAUGUGCUGUCAGGAGAGAUCAAUACUGAAGAUGACGACGAUGACGACGACGACGACGACGAUGACGACGAUGAUGACGACGAUGACGACUAGAGUUUAGAGCCUCCCGUUCUUUGCGAAAGGCAGACCCUGCCCGGGGAGGCCUACCUGCGUCGCCUCUUUUCCCAGAAUGCCACGCAGGUGGAUGCCACCACAGUGUGUCUGGCCUUGCACCAACGCGGCGUGUGCCACCGUACCCUCACGAGAACGUAUUUUUAUAUUGAUCCUAUUGACGUCAAAAGGUGUCCCUCCACCCUGUCCUGAGCAUCUCUCGGUGACCCCAUUCUGACCCCACAAAAUCCUUCUGUUCUGGGAAGUCAAGUUUGGUCAAAUAGGUUUUCCCUCCUUCUUUGCUCCGAUAUAUUUGGUGCUCAUUUCCUGUCUGCUCAAGCUUUUUCUUUGUGGUCCUUCAUCCCAUAGAUAGCUGUAGUCCACUUUGCCCUCGUUGGCUUGGCGAAUUGCCCAUUGUGAGUCAAGUCUUAAACCCUAUCCUCUAGAUUGCCAAGAUUACAGCAACUUGGCAAACGCUCCCUAUGGAGGACAAGCUAAUAAUAGUGGUUGUUCCCAAAGGGAGAGACACAGAAGACGGUCUCCAUGGGGAAGGGAGGGGAUUGACCACUUGGUAGACUUGGUAGAGCCCAAUCUUCUGCCAUGUCCACAGCUUCACCAUCUCCUUGCUCCGUCGUGUAGCUCCCUUUGCUCCCCAAUAAUGCCCACCCUGCAAUGUUGGGAAGAGUUGGGAAGCUUGGAAGAUCCACACCAGGCUUUGCAAUGUUGUGAUGUUAGGCAGAUGUUGGCUGGUGUCCGGUCAGUCCCAACUCAAGCAGAACCGAUGUUGAAUGGCGAGUCAACACAUAGAUAAACCCAGUUCUUCCAACCUUGGUUGGGAUUCACAACUGGAUUCAGGCCUAUAACUCCUUCAACUCUCCACUAGCCAUUGCUCAGUGGGGGGUUCUGGGACUUACGCUUCUUCAAAGUAAUACAGUGUUCCCUCGCUACUUAUUUAUUUAUUAUUUAUUUACUAUAUUUAUAUACCCCCUCUCUCAACCCAAAGGCAACUCGAGGCUUCCUGACACAUGCGCACAAGUCUCUGAUAGUUUCACCAACGUGAUGCUUAUGACAUAACAUAGAAGUGUUAUCAUACUAUGCCGUUCUAGUGUCAUAGCCACACUCCUGCCAGUCCUUUGACUUUGUCACACAAUGUCAUUGCACCCCAGACAUUUCAGCUUCAUGGUCAGGACUGCGGAUUUGUGGCUUCCUGAUGCAUGCGCACAAGUCUCUGAUAGUUUCACCAACAUGAUGCUUAUGACAUAUCAUAGAAGUGUUAUCACACCGUGCUGUUAUAGUGUCAUAGCUAUACUCCUGCCAGUCCUUGGCUUUGUCACAUAACGUCAUUGACCCCGGACAUUGCAGUGUCAUGAUCUGGAUUGCAGAUUUGUGGCUUCCUGACGCAUGCACACAAGUCUGAUAGUUUUGCCAAUGUAAUGCUUAUGACAUAUCACAGGAGGGUUAUCACACCGUGCUGUUACAGUGUCAUAGCUAUACUCCUGCCAGUUCCUUGGCUUUGCCACACAAUGUCAUUGCAUCACAGACAUUGCAGUUUCAUGGUCAGGACUGCAGAUUUGUGGCUUCCUGAUGCAAGCCGCAUACCGCAGUUCACUUUUCGUGGACUCGCUGUUUCGUGAUUUUUUGUCUCCUGGCAAAGAUGGAGUGUGGAAGGGGGUUUCGCCCUCUCCCUCGGGCGAAAAAUAGAGAGAGGAGAUACAAAGCAGUAUGUAAAUCAUGGCCGUAAAGCCCCUUCCUUAUAGCUACCAAAAAAAGGCGCUGAUGAGUUGGUUCGGAAUUGAUUUCCGAAUUUUCCGGAAAAAAGUCAGAAUUUUCUGAAACUUCCGAAUCAUAGAAUCAUAGAAUCAAAGAGUUGGAAGAGACCUCAUGGACCAUCCAGUCCAACCCCAUUCUGCCAAGAAGCAGGAAUAUUGCAUUCAAAUCACCCCUGACAGAUGGCCAUCCAGCCUCUGCUUAAAAGCUUCCAAAGAAGGAGCCUCCACCACACUCUGGGGCAGAGAGUUCCACUGCUGAACGGCUGGACCUAACCAUGCCUAAUAUAUAUAUACAUCCCUACUUUGUGGAUUUUCACUCUCCCACUCCCGAUUACUAGUGGGCAGCAGUCAUGUCUCAUACACAGAGAUGUGUAGUCAAGCUGAGUGGCCAUAUUCAGCACAGCGAUAAAAUAGCAAGAACAGCUGGAUACUUCCUGUUCUUCCUGAAAUAGUGCCCCAAAAAACUCUUCCCCAUGUGAUUUCCUCCUUCUAUGUCUAUGGCUCACAUCCUCUUUGGGCCUCAUGAUCAAAUGCUCCAUCCUUAAGGGUGUUUGGCUAAUUUGUUUUGAAAAUAAAGCUCUUUUCCCAGCAACGUGAUGCCGAAUUACUUGAAGAUACAUUUCUUUCCCUCUCGUAAUAUGAUGUUACUUUGUCUCUUAGGGGGUCAAUAUUUGGUCUAAAACUAUCUGUGAUGUUUGGGGGAAAGGGGAGAAUUGGUUGGGAAAGGUUGGGGGGAAACCCACGCAGCACCCGAUGGGGGGACAAUGUACAAUUUGUAUAUUUUUCAACAACUUUGUACAGAUCAACCAAAACAAUUAAAAAAUCAAACAACCAUAA